Propithecus coquereli (Coquerel's sifaka) is the source of this 659-nucleotide messenger RNA. RefSeq names its product ribosomal protein L6 (gene RPL6). Gene Ontology annotation, biological process: translation. The transcript has 5 exons. Bases 30 to 659 code for a protein of 209 amino acids. The record is from RefSeq and is a predicted model, not a curated record. Lineage: Eukaryota; Metazoa; Chordata; Mammalia; Primates; Indriidae. Gene Ontology annotation, molecular function: structural constituent of ribosome. Gene Ontology annotation, cellular component: ribosome.
GCUCUUAGUUCUCUUUCCCAUCUUGCAAGAUGGCGGGUGAAAAAGCUGAGAAGCCAGAUACUAAAGAGAAGAAACCUGAAGCCAAGAAGGCUGAUGCUGGUGGCAAAGUGAAAAAGGCUAACCUCAAAACUAAAAAGGUUAAGAAGGGGAAGCCCCACUGCAGCCGAAAUCCCGUUCUCGUCAGAGGAAUCGGCAGAUAUUCUCGAUCUGCCAUGUACUCUAGGAAGGCCAUGUACAAGAGGAAAUACUCUGUGGCUAAAUCCAAGGUUGAAAAGAAAAAGAAGGAGAAGGUCCUCGCCACUGUUACAAAACCAGUUGGUGGUGACAAGAAUGGUGGCACUCGGGUGGUUAAACUUCGCAAAAUGCCUAGAUAUUAUCCAACCGAAGAUGUGCCUCGAAAGCUGUUGAGCCACGGCAAAAAACCCUUUAGCCAACACGUGAGAAGACUGCGAGCCAGCAUCACUCCCGGAACCAUCCUCAUCAUCCUCACUGGACGCCACAGAGGCAAGAGGGUGGUUUUCCUGAAGCAACUGGGCAGUGGCUUGUUACUUGUGACUGGUAAGAAAAUUCUUGGAUUAUGUUCUCUGAAACUUCCAUUUGUGAAUGCUUGCAGUGUACAUAUAUGCCACCACCUGCAAGGACAUUUCUUAAUGCCAUGA